AUGGCGCCUUCAAAUGCGAUUCGAUCCGAGAAGGAGAAGAAAGUCCGGGCAAUCCUUGCCUUUGCGGACAGUAUAUCAGAACGCCUAUCCCACGCCAACGGCACAGAUCCUAUCCUCCUCGCCGAGCUCCACAGUCACAUCAACGCGCUCCCCAUCACCGCGUCAAAACGCGAAGAGCUAGACGCGAAGGGCACAGAGCUCUGGAACCUCUCUACGCGCCUCAGACGCGACAGCAGCACGACAGCUCCGGCCUUGCUAUGCGCCCUACGCGUCUUCGCGUUGCUGCUCCUCAUCAGUGGACAGCGCGGCCAUGCCGGAACGGCGCAUGGAUGUGUCAGGCUGCUGAAGGUCGCGCUCAAGGCGGCGAAGUUUUGCAUACAGCAGGAUCAACUCGACUUGGCUACGAAGGGUUUGGAGCUUGCGGCGGAGUGUAUGGAUGAGCUUGCGAAGCAUGAUUUAGAGGAGGAGGAUGGCGAGGUGCAGAAGCGGCUGAAGGCGGAGUACUUCGUGCUGCGGACCGCGCUGGCCUGGAAGCAGUCACGACUCGACCUCGCAGAGCACCUGUUCUCGCAAGCCGAGCUUGCAGACAACCGCCUCGGACCAUCCACAGCUGAGAGCCUCGCAGAUCUUCUGUAUGAGAUUGGCAAAGACCUACUCCACAAGAAGCAGCUAGAGAGCGCCGUGCGAUGGCUGGAAAGAUCACUCGAUGUUAUCGGCGAACAAGAUCUGGAGAGGCUCAGCCCGGAUGCUGAAGAGCUGCGGCUGGGCAUUAUGCAUGGACUCGUGAGAGCGCUUAUUGGGCAGCGAAACGAGGCGGCACGCAAGAGGGCUGCGGAUCUGGUUGGGCUGCUGGAGACGGAUUAUGGAGAUAAGAUGGCGGUGGCGUUGUUGAAGCUGGAUCUGUUGGCUUCGGGGCCAGAGUAUGAGGCGGCGGAGUACUACCAUGUGCUUUUCCGCAUGGUACGGUCCCUCGUCCUAACUCCAUCGAAUUUCAGAACAAUACUUCAUCACGUUCACAAACUCAAAACUCAGAGUGCAGCAAUGGCAGCAAAGCUCAUGGGCGAUCUCCUGUUCCGGUUGUUGGAGACCGAAAACCAUGAGUGGAUUGAAAAAGCAGCGAUAACGUCUCUCUGGCUGAGAUUAUCCUCGCCGAACAGUGAAAACGGAGAGACCCUUGCAUAUGUACAAGACACCUUGGAUAAUCUUGUCCACAGCAUCAAGCGUCCGUUGACCGUGCAAGCAACGCAUGCCGCUCAAACCCUGCUGUGGAAACGCAUCGAAGCUGCAUACACGCAGGAGCAUUACGAGAUUGCAGAAUCCUGGUGUAGGCUUGCCAUGCACCGAGUCUUCGAGAAGUCAGGAGAGUUGAAUAGAUCAAAGAUUGCUAGAAAGAUUAUCCUGUGCGCAUUAGCAAGACAGGAUCCCCCGAACGCAAGGGGAGCGUUCUUCCAAAUGUCGGAUACGGGCAAAGCUGCACCGAUGACGCGCUACCUGAUGUACAAGGUCGCGAUGCGGGAAGGCGAUGCGGAUUUUGCGGCCGAGUGUCUGGACUUGGUAAGCAGACACUCCUCCAAGGACGCUACGCUGCUGUACGCUUGUGUGCUCGAGGCACAGCAACACGGUAACCGGCGGCAAGCUGUUCUUGCGCUUCAGAAAGUGCUGGAUAAGUACGAGUACGCUGCACCUCAAGGGGUGCACCUUCCGGCGCUCUUGAGAUGCGCUGCAAGACUGCUAAUGACUGAAUUUGUCGAUAAUGGCAUGCCGGAGAACCUCGGCAACGAACUCUGCAAAAUCUUCGAAGGGGCCGCUACGCAGGCAAGCAAGUCGAAGCGCGGCGCAAGUACAAGCAAGAGUCUUGAGUUUACGGCGGCAGAGCUAGAUUGGUUUUCCCGGAACAGCUACAACCUGUCGCUGAAGCACUGCACAGAGCUCCACCCAGAACAUCUCGCACGGCUCCUGGCCGUCUGCAUCCAUUUCGUCGAGCUCAGGCAGAAAGAGUCUUCGGUGGCAGAAGACAACGAUCUCAACCUGCGCCGCGUGUUCUGCCACUUCCUAGCCGCAUGCGCUCAUGUCACCAUCGCCAGGGCCGAAGACAACAUCGAAACAUCCCUCAACCAUUACCUCUCCGUCCGCAAACACUGUCAGAGCUUCCGCGUCUCCCUUCCAGAGCUUUUAAAAUCAGAAAAAAAACUCGCAGCAUCCACCCCAGACGACCUCACCGCAAAACAUUCCGCCCUCCUAAAAUUCGAGCUGGAAGCCGCGCUAAAGCUCGAGGCAUGGGAUGACAUGGAUGCGCUCUUCGACGCCUGCUGGACGUACCCGGAUCCGCGCCGCCUGGACACGCUCGCAGACCUCGUGCUCGUCAUCCACGGUGCUAUGACCAAAGCCGCGCUGGAUGAGAGCUACAGGACCAAACCCCUAGCCGUGCUGCAGAAAAUCAUUAAUCUCUCGCUCCGCGGUAGCGGGACCAACACCAGCAGCAGCAGCAAGGACAAGGACAACGACAGCAUCACAAAGCUAGCACGCUGGCUCCGCGUCCUCUUCCAGCUGUCCCUAACCUCCACGGACGACGACAAGACCGCGCUCCGCUGUCUGGACCAAGCGUCUACUCUCGCGGCACAGCGUCAUGCUUCGGCAGUCCCGUAUCCGCAGGAGGAACUUGAGUGGCUGGCCGCGACCGCGUUCAAUAGGGCGGUCGAUUUUUAUUGCGUCGACGAUGAUGUGCGCUGUAGGCUGUGGGCGGAAAAGGCGCUGAAUCUGGCGGAGAAUGCGGGAGAUCGGGGCGCGUUGAGGGGGGUAUUGAUGGAGAAGUAUAAGGGGCUAGCGUUCGAGAAAUAG
Messenger RNA from Coniosporium apollinis CBS 100218, 2838 nucleotides. RefSeq lists its product as uncharacterized. The record is from RefSeq and is a predicted model, not a curated record. NCBI's taxonomy places the organism in Eukaryota, Fungi, Ascomycota, Dothideomycetes. Gene Ontology annotation, molecular function: protein binding. Bases 1 to 2838 code for a protein of 945 amino acids. The transcript is spliced from 4 exons. Gene Ontology annotation, biological process: regulation of synaptonemal complex assembly; meiotic cell cycle.